GUGUUAUUCCCGUCAGCUCGGUGGUGAAGAGGAGGAGCAGCGGUGCUCACUCAGAGGAUGCGGGGAGACCUGAGACAUCCUCCGCCUCCGAGCAUCACCUCGUCCUCCGUCCGUCCGACCACAGGACCUUUUCCACUUGAGCCAGCGGCAUCAUGGGAAGUUCCAGCUCCUCCCUCGUCGAAGAGGCCGAGGGUGAAGUCGCCCCCCGGGGUGCGGCUCUCGCCCCGUCCCCCGUCAUGGGCUGUCUGAGGAGCAGCCAGAGCACCUUCCUCCCCCGGCAGCUCCCCAGACCGGGCCGGCACCGGGAGCGCAGCUUCUCUUCGGGUUCGAUGCCCAUGCAGCAGAGUCAGUGGGCUUGUGUCUGCUGUACCUUCCUGAACGCAGCCAGCGCCCCCCGCUGCUCCAUCUGCGAAGCCCCCCGGCGACGGUCCGACGUGAUGUGGCCCGGGACCGGCAGGGGUGAAGCUCGCUGGUCCUGCCCACGCUGUACGCUGGCAAACCCCCCCGACAGCCUGACCUGCUCUCUCUGCAGCUACACCGGGACGCCGGAGCGACGCCGGGACCGGUCGGGAGACCAGCUCCGCCCCCGGGACUCGUCCGGAGACCAGCCCCGACCCCGGCGCUCCAGCAGCUGCUCUGGCCCCCUGAGGCCUCUGUGGACUGAGCCACGCCGGCAGCAGAACGGGAAACCGCCCGGAGACGCUGGCGAACGUAGCCUGGCCUGGGAAUGUGUGAGGUGCACUCUGCAGAACACCCCGACCUCCAUGUCCUGCUCGGCCUGUGGCGGGCCACGCAAACUGUCUCUCCCCCAAAUCCCCGCUGACGUCUUACACGUGCCUGAUGUCUGCAACCAAACAGGAACGCACCAACCUGAACCUUCAGCGGCGGCACAUUCGCUUUCCACAUCGGCCAGAGGAGAGUAUUUACCUGUGGAGACUUCCUAUCCGAACGCAGACUCCUCAUCAGGUCAGAACCAUCCGGUUCCCUGCAGCCGCAGAGAGGUGCCGCCUCCAGAUGUUUGCCUCAGUCAGGCACAUAACGUCAGUCCUUCUCCUUCGACCCUGUCGGCCCCGCCGGAGCUCCUGCCCGGCCGCCGCCUCAGCAUCCUCAAAGAGGAACUGUCGCCGCUGUCUCCUGCACCUGAAGCCUCCGGGUCGUUCCCCCCCUGCGUGGUCUCCGUCAGCAGGAUGGAGGAGUGGGCGUGUCCGGCGUGCACUCUCAUCAACAAGCUGGAAGCCAAACACUGCCUGGCCUGCCACACGCCGCAGCCGCACGCCACGCGACUCCAACCGGCCGCCGCCCAGAGGAGGAAGGAGAGCGUCCUGGUGGAGACGCUGCGCCAGAGCGAUGAGGGACAGGCCAAGGAACUGUGGGAGAACAUCGUCCGCUUCUGCAGGGAGAACGUGGUGACGUUCGUGGACGACAGUUUCCCUCCCAGUCCAAAGUCCGUCGGCUUCCCGCCGGACGACGGCGUCCAGCAUCGGGUCAAAAAGUGGCUCCGCCCCCAAGAGAUCAGCUGCAGCAGCUUCAGAGACCGCGCGGUGAAGUGGUCCGUGUUUCGAACGCUUCGCGCUUCCGACAUCCUGCAGGGACUUCUGGGUAACUGCUGGUUCCUGAGUGCCCUGGCGGUUCUGGCCGAACGUCCCGAGCUGGUGGAGAAAGUGAUGGUGACCCGCUCGCUGUGCGCAGAGGGAGCCUAUCAGGUGCGUCUGUGCAAGGACGGCUCGUGGACUACGGUGCUGGUGGACGACAUGCUGCCGUGCGACGACAACGGACACCUCCUCUUCUCGCAGGCUCAGAGGAAGCAGCUCUGGGUAGCUCUGAUAGAAAAAGCUCUGGCAAAGCUCCACGGCUCCUACUUCGCGCUGCAGGCCGGCCGCGCCAUCGAGGGCCUGUCCACGCUGACCGGGGCCCCCUGCGAGUCGCUGGCCCUCCAGCUCAGUGCCACCAACCCCAAGGAGGAGCCCAUCGACACGGACCUCAUCUGGGCCAAAAUGCUGAGCUCCAAAGAGGCGGGUUUCCUGAUGGGGGCGUCGUGUGGCGGCGGCAACAUGAAGGUGGACGACGCUCAGUACGAGUGUCUUGGUUUACGUCCACGACAUGCAUACUCUGUCCUGGACGUGCGCGACGUGGAGGCUCACAGAUUACUGCAGCUGCGGAACCCGUGGGGUCGGUUCUCCUGGACCGGACCCUGGGCAGACGACUGGCCAGACUGGCCUCCGCACCUGAAGAGGGAGCUGUGCGCCCAGCGAGCGGAGGACGGAUUGUUCUGGAUGGACUUCUGGGAUUUCAUCAGGUACUUUGACUCAGUGGACAUCUGUAAGAUUCACUCCGACUGGCAGGAACUCCGGGUUCCGGGUGUUUUCCCCCGAGGGGCCGACGUCCCGGUGACGGCGGUGUCCGUGACGGUGCUGGAGAGGACGGCUGUGGAGCUGGCGUUGUUCCAGCAGGGCAGCAGGCGCUGGGACACGGCGGAGAGCCACCUGCUGGAUCUGUGUGUGCUGGUGUUCCGCGCCGCCUACGACACGUCCGGGACGCUGACGCUGGGUCGCCUGUUGGCUCACAGCCGCCGCUCGGUGAGGAGGUUCGUGGGCUGCGACGUCAUGCUGGAGCCGGGCGAAUACGCCGUGCUCUGCUGCGCCUUCAACCACUGGCACGGCCCCGUCGCCGAGGGGACGAUGAGCGGCGGCGGAGCUGAUCUGCCUGGUUACACGCUGGCGGUCUACAGCUCCAGGCUGGUGAUGGUGGAGCAGGUCACCGCCUCCAACACCACCAUCGCCGACGCCAUCAUCCAGCUGACGGAGACCAAAGGAGAGAGACAUGAGGGUCGGGAGGGGAUGACCUGUUACUACCUGACCCACGGCUGGGCGGGGCUUAUCGUCAUGGUGGAGAACAGACACCCUCGACAUCACCUGCACGUGUCCUGCGACUGCAGCGACAGCUUCAACGUGGUGUCGACACGCAGCUGCCUGAAAACCAUCGACAGCAUCCCUCCUCUGCACAGACAGGUGCUGGUGGUUUUGUCUCAGCUGGAGGGAAACGCUGGAUUCUCCAUCACUCACCGAUUGGCUCAUCGUAAAGCCGUCCAGGCGUCUCUGGGGAACUGGAGUCCGUCCAAGGUGACGCACAGUCCGGAUCUGAGCCCGGAGACGGCAGGUCUGCACCGGCCGCGUCCGGUCUGACCGCCGUCAGGACGCCGGGUCAGGACACCGGGUCAGGACACGUUUGUACGGAGGCAGCUUCUUCAACCGGACGGGAAAAUGUCCCAGAAAAGUUGGAUGUUCUUUUUAUACAAAGAGACAAAGACCGACAGAUGUUGAUUUUUGGAACUGAUACGAUGUUAAGGAGUCAAAAGUAUAAAAAUGUAUUACAAAGAGAAUUGGCAAUAAUUCCUGAUAACGUCUUUAUCAAAGCCUUAUGACAGAGUGAGAACAUUUGUUUUUCUGACGGCGAAUCCUUUCAGGCCACAGGUGAGAAGAUUCACCUGCGUCGACACGAGGAGGAAACACACGUGAUGCACUUUACAGCCUCCAUCGUCAUCACUGGAUCUUCAUCUCUGUUGCCAGAUGAGGAGAUGUUAUCAUCUGAAACAGAUUUCUGACCUGCAGGACGUUUGAAUAAAGUCUUUUACUUUCAAGUCGUCGCAUCUGCACUUUAUGAACUUCAUGAUGCUGGAUUCUCCUGCUGUUUUAAACCUGGACACAUAUUUUAUUCUCAUGAAUCUAAAACUAGCGUCAUGUUGUCAGAGAGAAGAUAAAAAAACCCAACAACUAUGCAAACGUUUGAUCAAUUACAAUGUGUGUCGCUCUUUAUUUAUAUCUUUAGUUGUGAUUUGUCUAAUUUUACAUUUUCUGUCUGUUCAGCCAAUGAAAAUAAAAAGAUUGUUGC
Molecule: messenger RNA, 3888 nt
Organism: Scophthalmus maximus (turbot)
Lineage: Eukaryota; Metazoa; Chordata; Actinopteri; Pleuronectiformes; Scophthalmidae
Product: calpain-15-like
Exons: 13
Coding region: 153-3182 (1009 amino acids)
Biological process (GO): proteolysis
Cellular component (GO): cytoplasm
Molecular function (GO): calcium-dependent cysteine-type endopeptidase activity
Source: RefSeq, a predicted model, not a curated record